Messenger RNA from Topomyia yanbarensis, 2339 nucleotides. RefSeq names its product carbonic anhydrase (gene CAH1). The record is from RefSeq and is a predicted model, not a curated record. Lineage: Eukaryota; Metazoa; Arthropoda; Insecta; Diptera; Culicidae. The transcript has 4 exons. The coding region runs from base 537 to 1367 and encodes 276 amino acids. Gene Ontology annotation, cellular component: cytoplasm. Gene Ontology annotation, molecular function: zinc ion binding; carbonate dehydratase activity.
CGGCUUAAUCGUCAAUCAGUUGAGAACUACCCUUGGAGUAAAGCAGUCGCUUGAUUUUCCUAACACACAUUUACAAGAAAAAUCAUCCGUUUUUUUCCUGCAUUGCUUUCAGUUGAACUGGCUCGGUGUCAGAUAUCAGCGAAAUUAAUCUAAGCAGCUUUUGACUGUCAGUGGCUUAUUGUCAAUACUCGGUGAGGUGGAAAAUCUUGUCUAGUUGUUUAUCACGGCGGAAACAGGUGCAGCGUUGUGUGUGAGCGUACUGGAGUUAGUCCGAACAUCCCAGUGAAGAAAAUCACAGCGAGUGGAAAAACAGACUUGGGUGACCGAGUGUGAAACGAAAAUAAAAGAAUUCGCUGUUGUUCAGCCAGCGUGCGAUUGAUUCGUUGUAAUUGCAAUCGACGUAUUGUUUCGCGUACCUAGCGGAGGUGAAUUUGAAAUUUGUGAUAAAUAUUUAUUUAAUUAACUUAACGUUAACGAUUACGCAAACGGGUGAUUUUUUCAUCGCGCCAACAAGAAACAAGAAAAAAAGCGUAAUAAUGGAGGAUAUUUGGGGAUACACUGAACUGAAUGGACCCCACGUUUGGCCAAAAAUGUACCCACAGGCAGCCGGCCAACGGCAAUCACCGGUCGACAUUGUCACAAAGAAAACGAAACAAUCGAGUGACCUGAAGAGUAAGCCCCUACGUUGGACCUACAUACCGGAGAACACACGCAGCCUCGUCAAUCCGGGCUACUGCUGGCGGGUGGAUGUCAACGGCAAGGGUUCCAAACUAACCGGGGGACCUCUAUCGGAUGAAACAUUCAUUCUGGAGCAGUUCCACUGUCACUGGGGCUGUUCGGAUUCGCGGGGCUCGGAACACACCGUGGACGGUGAAUCGUUUGCCGGGGAGCUGCAUCUGGUUCACUGGAACCAAACCAAGUAUAAAAGCUUUGCCGAAGCGGCUGGACAACCGGACGGGCUUGCUGUGCUGGGAGUGCUUUUGAAGGUCGGCAAACCACACCCCGAAUUGGACACCAUUGCGAGGCUGCUGCCCUUCAUCACCCACAAGGGCGAUCGAGUCACUCUCACCAAUCCACUGGACCCGGCCAACCUGCUGCCGGAGAGUAAGGCCUACUGGACCUAUCUCGGUUCACUGACGACGCCACCAUGCUCGGAGUCGGUUACCUGGAUCGUGUUCAAGGAACCGAUCGAGGUAUCCCACGGCCAGCUGGAAUUGUUCCGUGAGAUGCGUUGCUACGAUGCCCGCGAGGAGUGUCCCUGUGACGAUUCGCUUCACAAGACGUUCGAGUAUGGCAAGGUUAUCAACAACUAUCGGCCACCGUUGGAGUUGGGUAACCGCGAGCUGCGUGAGUAUGGUGAGCACUAGGAAGCUGGACCGCCGCACUUUUUGUAGUGAUUUGAACACUAAGUUUUUUGUGACAGAAAAGCAAUAGCAUUUCACUUGUGCGACCACGUCUUCACCCGAUGUUGUGAGCAGGAGAUGAGUUUGAAUUACAUAAUACGAUGUCCCUCUUCUGCAGUGGUGAGCAGAUCUUCAAGCUCCCAGUGAGCGGAAGUAUUUAGUUUCACACUGUAACAACAAUUAUUAAAAAUGUGUGGCUGUUUAAUUUAUAAAGAUAGGCGGCUAUUGAAGGAACCAGUUCGUGAGAAGCUAGAACAGAAACCUCCGCAAUGCUUUGAUAUUUGUAUGGACAUAACACAAAACUAUACAGCGUAAUUUAUGUAUAGAGUGAUUUCGAUGAAAAAUAGGUGUAGUGCAAUCCAUUGUUAAUGAUAUUUGAAGUUAUUUUUUAUUCAAAACUAUUUAGAAACGUUGCACUAGUGAGCGUAAUAUUACAUUAAUAUUUUCAGUGCAACCGUUAAACAUUUAAUCAUAAUUCAAAAGGGCCAUUUAGAAAAUAUCGUUGUAAUCUUAUAAAUUGAGUUAAUUUUAAACUCUUUGUUCACAUUUUGUUUCUAUUUUAAACAAUUUCGGUUGAUUUCAGCCACGUAUAGAGUAGCGUGAUAACAAAUGAGACCAAUUUUAGGAAUGCAUACAUAAAGUGCCUAAAGCAAAUGCAACAGACAGCAGUCAAUAAGUUAACACCUGGGAAUUUAGAAACCAAAAGCCGUGUACAGUAUUUAUAUCAACAGAAGGUACAAUAUUUGCCACUUUGAACGGUUUCAUUAGGCUGGUAUUCCCAAAUAUUGUUUGUAAUGUGCAUGUUUAGGAAGUGCUGUUAGAUACAUAUUUACACGAGCACAUCACACACCACCCGAGUGAGGGGUAAUUAUUGUUAUUGUAACAGUAUAUUGUGAGUAAAUUUGAAAUAAAAUGUACAACAAAAUGUUAGCAAAA